AUGAUGGAUACAAAAGAAAACACCGUUCUCGAUCGAGAAGUCAGCGAAGAUGUCGGCAUCAUCGUUGCUGAUAAUAGCGACCAGCUCCGGCGCAAACUUGGUAACCGUCAGAUCCAACUCUUGACUAUUGGAGGUGCUAUCGGUACUGGACUCUUUGUCAGCAUCGGUGGCGCCCUCAAUAAAGGUGGCCCGGCGGGCUUGUUCCUGGGCUGGUUCUUCUACUGUUGCAUUGAAGGUAUAAUCAACAAUGGUAUGGCAGAGAUGACAACCUAUAUGCCCGUCAGCGGCGGAUAUCUCCGACAAGCUGGUAAAUGGGUGGACGAUGCCUUGGGUUUCAUGGCUGGCUGGAACUUCCUCGCUUAUAUUGGCCUUGGAAUUCCCUUCGAGAUUACAGCCAUCAGCUUGGUAUUAUCCUACUGGCGAGACGAUAUUCCGAUAGCAGCGGUUUGUGUUGCAUGCAUUGUGCUCUACGCUGCCAUCAAUCUGGUUGCCGUUCACGUCUAUGGAGAAGCCGAGUUCUGGCUGUCGAGCGGAAAAGUGUUCUUGAUCUUGAUCCUCUAUUCUUUCACCUUUAUUGCCAUGGUCGGUGGCAAUCCCCGUCACGACGCCUUCGGCUUUCGGUACUGGAACAAUCCUGGUGCCUUUGCGGAAUAUGCUCAUACUGGAACUCUCGGUCAAUUCGAAGGAUUCCUAUACUGCUUCUUUCUGGGCCCUCUUUUGAUCACCGGGCCAGAAUAUCUCUCCAUGGUCGCCGGGGAAACAAAGCAUCCAAGAGUUUAUCUGAAACGCGCCUUCAAAACAAUCUAUUGGCGAUUUGCUUUCAUCUUUAUCGGAGGACCAAUCUGUGUCGGCAUCUGUAUAGCAUACAACGACCCUACACUGGUCGCCAUUCUCCAGGGAGUCCGGUCAGGCAAAGGAACAGCCAACGCUUCACCAUAUGUCAUCGCCAUGCAGAAUCUAGGUGUCGAAGGCCUGCCCCACCUUGUCAACGCCCUUUUGAUUACCAGUAUCUUCUCAGCUGGUAAUACCUAUAUCUACGUUGCUUCACGAAUUUUAUACGGCCUGGCGCUGGAGGGACGAGCACCAGCGGUGUUGAAGCGAUGUACCAAGUCUGGAGUGCCAAUAUACUGCUUGGCCUUCGUCCUCGUCCUCGCCUGUCUCUCUUUACUCCAACUAUCAGCUGGGACAGCCCAAGUCUUAUCUUGGCUUGUCAAUAUCAUCACCGGCGCCGGAAUCAUCAACUGCAUGGUCAUGACAACUACUUAUCUAUGCUGGUAUCGAGCCUGCAAAAAGCAAGGGAUCGACCGCAAAACUCUCCCAUAUUUUGCAAGAUUUCAGCCAUGGUCGACAUGGAUCGCACUGGUCCUGGAGACCCUGAUCUUGAUCUUUUACGGAUACGCCACUUUUCUCCCUGGAUGGUUUAACCUCUCUGACUUCUUCUCCUAUUACACCAUGGUUGGACUUUCUCCUAUUCUCUAUUUUGGAUGGAAGUUCAUCAAGCGCACCAAGAUCGUGAAAUCAACCGAGGCUGAUCUGAUCUGGGAACGACCGCUGAUCGAUGCUUAUGAGGCUUCUAUUAUCAGCCCACCAAUUGGUUUCUGGACCGAGAUGCUGCAGCUAGUGGGUUUCCGGAGGCAUAUCAAGGACGACGAGCGAGCUUGA
Messenger RNA from Fonsecaea multimorphosa CBS 102226, 1662 nucleotides. RefSeq lists its product as uncharacterized. The record is from RefSeq and is a predicted model, not a curated record. Lineage: Eukaryota; Fungi; Ascomycota; Eurotiomycetes; Chaetothyriales; Herpotrichiellaceae. The transcript is spliced from 2 exons. Bases 1 to 1662 code for a protein of 553 amino acids. Gene Ontology annotation, biological process: amino acid transmembrane transport. Gene Ontology annotation, cellular component: membrane. Gene Ontology annotation, molecular function: amino acid transmembrane transporter activity.